AUGUGCGGUGUGGGUUUCAUCUGUCAUAUCAAAGGUCAUGCCAGUCAUAAGAUCGUUAGCGAUGCUCGUAAUAUUCUAUGUAACAUGACCCAUCGUGGAGCGGUCGGUGCAGAUGCCCGAGAUGGUGAUGGUGCCGGUGUCAUGACUGGUAUCCCUCAUGACUUCUUUGUCCGAGAAUGUGCAUACUCCUUCACUGCCCACCUCCCCGCCGAAGGUCAAUAUGCCGUCGGGAACGUUUUUCUCUCUCCCGUCGACUACGCCUCUCAACAAACCAUCUUCGAGCAGAUCGCCCAAUCACUCGGUCUCCGUGUCCUCGGAUGGCGUGAAGUUCCCAAAGACAACUCCAUCCUCGGUCCUGCUUCCAUGAGCCGCGAACCCAAAAUCAUGCAACCUUUCGUCGUCCUCGAAGAACAUUACGGUCCAGGACAAGAGAGUCAACAAGGAGUCUUUGACGAGAGAAUGUUUCUUCGUCAACUUUACGUCCUGCGUAAACAGGCUACCCACAAAAUUAGCCUCGAUGCUGGCUUCUACAUCUGUUCCCUUACUCCCACCAACAUUGUUUACAAAGGUCAAUUGGCUCCUGUUCAAGUGUACAACUAUUAUCACGAUCUCAACCAUGUCCUCUACUCCUCUCAUUUCGCCCUCGUUCACUCACGUUUCUCCACCAACACAUUCCCUUCUUGGGACCGUGCUCAGCCUAUGCGAUGGGCCGCCCACAACGGUGAGAUCAAUACUGUCCGAGGCAACAAAAAUUGGAUGCGUGCACGAGAGGGUCACCUCAAAUCGGAACACUUUGGCGACGAAUUACCACUCCUCUAUCCCAUCGUCGAAAGUGGCGGUUCCGACUCUGCUGCGUUCGACAACGUUCUCGAGUUACUCGUCGUCAAUGGUGUACUCACUCUCCCCGAAGCAGUCAUGAUGCUUGUCCCUGAAGCAUGGCAGAACAACGAUCUCAUGGAGCCAGAAAAGAAGGCCUUUUACGCUUGGGCUGGAUGUUUGAUGGAACCAUGGGACGGUCCUGCACUCUUCACCUUCUCUGACGGUCGCUUCUGUGGAGCCAACCUCGAUCGUAACGGUCUUCGUCCUUGCCGAUUUGUUGUCACCUCAGACGACAUCAUGGUUUGUGCUUCGGAAGUAGGGACGAUCGCUCUUGAGCCGGAGAAGAUCAUUCAGAAGGGACGAUUGAAGCCUGGUAGGAUGUUAUUGGUAGAUACAAAGGAAGGACGUAUCGUCGAUGAUCGUGAGCUCAAGCUCAACACCGCUCGUCGGCAGCCUUUUGCCAACUGGGUCGAGUCACAGGUUCUCAAACUCCCUGACGUCGUCCGCAGAGUCAUGCGUCAACAAUCAAUUGCCGUGCAGCUCGAUAACGAGCCCCUCAGCACCGACCCUAAAUUGCUUGCCUUUGGUUACACCAUUGAACAGCUCAACAUGCUCAUGCUUCCCAUGGUACAAGAAGGUCAUGAAGCUCUCGGGUCCAUGGGUAACGAUGCGGCUAUCGCGUGCAUGUCCAACACUCCUCGUUCAGUGUACGACUAUUUCCGCCAGCUCUUCGCUCAAGUCACCAACCCGCCCAUCGAUCCCAUUCGAGAAUCUAUCGUCAUGUCCCUCGAGACCAUGGUCGGACCUGAAGGUAAUCUCCUCGAAAUAAAAGCCAGUCAAUGUCACCGUCUCCACCUCAAAUCCCCAAUUCUCACCAUUGAAGAGAUGACAGCAUUGAAACACUUCAAGCUCUCACACGCCUCUUGGCCAUCUGUGGUAAUUGAUAUUACAUUCGACAAAGCGGAAGGUCUUCCUGGGUACCGUAACUCCCUCAACAGGGUUCGACAGGAAGCCCUCAAUGCUGUCGAGGCAGGAUUCAAGGUCAUCAUCCUCUCUGACCGCGCAACUAGUGUCGAUCGCGUCGCUCUCUCUGGUAUUCUGGCCGUUGGUGGAGUGCACCACUUCCUGGUAGGGAAGAAGAAGCGUUCAGACGUGGCCAUCAUGAUCGAAACCGGUGAGGCUCGAGAAGUGCAUCACAUGUGUGCUCUCGUUGGGUACGGUGCCGAUGCCAUCUGCCCCUGGCUGAUUAUGGAAAUGAUUCACAAAGUCGAACGAGAGGGAAUGGCUAAAGACGGGCAAACCGCAGAGAAGCUUAUCGCAAACUACCAGAAGGCGACGGACGAGGGUAUCCUCAAAGUUCUAUCGAAGAUGGGUGUGUCCACCUUGGCAUCCUACAAAGGUGCUCAGCUCUUCGAAAUUCUUGGAUUACACGAGGAAGUAGUAAAGGAAUGUUUCGUCGGGACCGCCUCCCGUGUUCAAGGAGCAAAUUUCGAGCUCCUGGCUAUGGACGCUUUCGAAUUCCACGAACGAGCUUGGCCUUCUCGCGAGACUAUCAGCGUACCUGGUAUGCCCGAGAGUGGCGAAUAUCAUUAUCGUCAAGGAUCCGAGAUGCGUGUCAACGACCCGGUCUCCAUCGCCUCUCUGCAGGAUGCUGUCCGACAGAAGAAUCAAUCGGCAUAUGACACUUACUCGAAGAACUCAUACGAGGCUACCAAACGUGCGACUAUGCGUGGUCUCCUUGAUUUCGCCUUUGAUCAAGCUACUCCUGUCCCCAUUGACCAGGUCGAGCCAUGGAACGAGAUUGUCCGUCGUUGCGUCACCGGUGCCAUGUCGUACGGUUCCAUCUCGAUGGAAGCACAUACCACUCUUGCUAUUGCCAUGAAUCGUCUCGGCGGUAAAUCCAACACAGGUGAAGGUGGUGAGGAUGCCGAGAGAUCGAUUCCUAUCCCUGGACCUGGCGCCAAUUCGGACGGUCAGCCUUUCACUCACGCCAUGGAGUUGAAACCCGUAUGGGAUUCACGACGCUCUGCUAUCAAGCAAGUGGCGUCAGGUCGAUUCGGUGUUACGUCCAACUAUCUUGCCGAUUCGGAUGAAUUGCAAAUCAAGAUGGCUCAAGGUGCCAAACCUGGUGAGGGAGGUGAACUCCCCGGUCACAAGGUUUCAACGUCCAUUGGUCGUACUCGUCAUUCCACACCUGGUGUCACUCUCGUUUCUCCUCCUCCCCAUCACGAUAUCUACUCUAUCGAAGAUUUGAAACAACUCAUCUACGAUUUGAAAGCUUCCAACCCCCGAGCCCGUGUAUCAGUCAAACUCGUAUCCGAGGUUGGUGUCGGUAUCGUUGCUUCCGGUGUAGCAAAGGCCAAAGCAGACCACAUUACCAUCUCAGGUCAUGAUGGUGGUACUGGUGCGGCGAAAUGGACAUCGAUCAAGUACGCCGGUCUUCCUUGGGAACUCGGUCUGGCGGAAACACAUCAAACCUUGGUGCUCAACAAUCUUCGUGGUCGAGUCACCGUUCAGACCGAUGGACAGAUUCGUACCGGUCGCGACGUUGCCAUCGCCACUUUACUCGGAGCCGAAGAGUGGGGUUUCGCUACCACUCCUCUCAUUGCCAUGGGUUGUAUCAUGAUGAAGGCUUGUCACAAGAACACCUGUCCGGUCGGUAUCGCGACUCAGGAUCCAGCACUGCGUGCCAAAUUCGCUGGUCAACCUGAACAGGUGAUCAACUUCUUCUACUACAUCAUUGAAGAGCUGCGUAAUAUCAUGGCCAAGUUAGGGUUCAGGACGAUCAAUGAAAUGGUUGGUAGAGCAGACAUGCUCAUGGUGGACGAAUCACUUCGUACCCCUAAAACUCGACUUCUAGACUUAUCCCCUAUUCUCAAACCCGCCCAUCUCCUUCGCAAAGAUGUCGCUACGUACCGGGUCCGCCCACAAGAUCACAAACACUACCUCCGUUUGGACAACAAAUUCAUUGAUGAGGCAGAGCCUGCAUUGCAGAAAGGUCUCCCUGUCGAAAUUGAUUGUGAGGUUCUCAACACGGAUCGUGCCCUUGGUACGACGUUGUCCUAUAAGGUCAGCAAACAAUACGGAGAAGCUGGUUUACCCAGAGACACAAUUCAUAUCAACAUGAAAGGUUCUGCUGGUCAAUCUCUCGGGGCUUUCCUCGCUCCGGGUAUCACCAUCCAACUUGAAGGUGAUGCCAACGAUUACGUCGGUAAAGGUCUUUCCGGCGGUCGUCUUAUCGUCUACCCUCCUGCACAAUCCCCGUUUAAGGCGGAGGAGAACAUCAUCAUUGGAAACGUUUGUUUCUUCGGUGCUACCUCUGGUCAAGCCUUCAUUCGUGGUAUCGCCGCUGAACGAUUUGCGGUGCGUAACUCGGGCGCUACUCUGGUGGUGGAGGGUACGGGUGAUCAUGGUUGUGAAUACAUGACUGGUGGUCGUGUUGUCGUCCUCGGUCUUACUGGUCGAAACUUCGCGGCUGGUAUGUCUGGAGGUAUCGCAUACGUCCUGGACAUGGCACACAGCUUCGCUCCCAAAGUUAACAAUGGUACUGUCGAAUUGGGACCGGUCAAUGAUCCUCAGGAAAUCGCAGAGCUCAGAAGUUUGAUCGAAGAUCACAGACAUUACACUGGAUCUGAAAUUGCCGAUCGAGUAUUGCGCAACUUCCAUCAUUUCCUUCCUAUGUUCGUACGUGUCAUGCCUCUUGAUUACAAGCGUGUUUUGGAUGAAGAAGCGGCUAGGAUAGCAGAAGAAAAGAAACGUCAAUCUGUCAUUGACCUCAUUCCCUCUCAAACAGCUUCUCAAGUCGACUUGCCCACUGAACCUUCCAUUAUCGAUGUGGAAGAUGCCAUGAUAGAUGAAAGCAUGACUAAAGAAAGAUUAGCCAAAGUUGAUAAAACUCGUGGUUUCAUGAAAUACAAACGACUCAAUGAAGCUUAUCGACCUCCUCGUAAACGUGUCAAGGAUUGGAAAGAAAUUUCAACUCGACUUUCCACAGCCGAAUUGAAAUAUCAAUCUGCAAGAUGUAUGGAUUGUGGUAUUCCCUUUUGUCAAUCUGAUACUGGAUGUCCUAUCGCAAACGUCAUACCUAAAUGGAAUACUCUAGUGUUCGAAGAACGAUGGUUGGACGCUUUGAACAGAUUACUCAAAACAAACAAUUUUCCAGAGUUUACAGGUCGUGUUUGUCCUGCACCAUGUGAAUCGGCAUGUGUGUUGGGGAUUAACGAAUUACCAGUAGGAAUCAAAAGUAUCGAAUGCGCAAUCAUUGAUAAAGGUUACGAAAUGGGUUGGAUGGUACCUCAACCUCCUCACACUCGAACGGGUAAAAGGGUUGCUAUUAUAGGUUCAGGUCCUGCGGGUUUGGCAGCUGCAGAUCAAUUGAAUCAUGCUGGUCAUACUGUUACAGUGUAUGAGAGAAACGAUAGGAUUGGAGGUUUGUUAAUGUAUGGAAUCCCGAAUAUGAAAUUGGAUAAAAAGGUAGUACAAAGAAGAGUCGAUUUGAUGUCUGCCGAAGGUGUAAAUUUCGUCACGGGAGCUCAUGUGGGUGUUGAUACGGAUGCGGAGGUUAUAAAGGCUGAACAUGAUGCUGUGGUGAUUGCUACUGGCGCUACAUGGCCUCGUGAUCUCAAACUCCCUAACAGGGACAAUGACGCCAUUCAAUUCGCCAUGAACUUCCUUCACCCCAACACCAAAUCCCUCCUCGAUUCCCAACACGAAGACGGUUCCUACAUCUCCGCCAGAGGCAAAGACGUAAUCGUUAUCGGUGGUGGUGAUACAGGAAACGAUUGUAUCGGUACUUCAGUCAGACACGGUGCUAAAUCUAUUGUCAAUUUCGAACUUCUCCCUGAACCUCCUGCCAGUCGUGCAACAGGAAACCCAUGGCCUCAAUUCGCUCGUAUCAAACGAAAAGAUUACGGUCAUAGUGAAGCAGAGGUAUGUAUCAAUAACGGUCGUGAUCCUCGUGAAUACUCGAUCUCAACAAAAAGAUUCGUAGUGGAUGAAGAAGGGAAAUUGACCGGUUUGGAUACUGUCAAAGUUGAAUGGACUCAAGUUGGUGGACAAUGGAAAAUGGAGGAAAUUAAAGGUAGUGAAAAGUUUUAUCCUGCUCAAUUGGUUUUGCUCGCUUUGGGCUUCUUGGGACCUCAAUCGGAAUGUAUCAAAGCUUUCGGUGUCAAACAGGAUCCAAGGACGAAUAUCGCUACUCCUCAAGGUAAAUAUAAUACCAAUGUGGAUGGCGUGUUUGCAGCUGGGGAUUGUAGGAGAGGACAAUCUUUGAUCGUAUGGGGUAUCAAAGAAGGUCGUCAAGUAGCAGAAGAAGUCGAUACCUACCUCAGUGGUUCAACAAGACUUCCCUUCCAAGGUUCUAUCCCUAGACGUCAAUGGAUCGCUCCACCCGUAUCGCGACACCUCAUCAACGGAUUCACCGACAAGAAUGGGUUAGGACAGGAUAGGGCGGGAAUGGAUACGGAGAUCGCUGUUGGUGCUUAGAGAAUUUGACUUUCGGGAUAGGGAAGGUGAAAAUUGUUUGUUAGACCCUGUGCCGGUUGAUAUGGUGUACGUGAUGCAUCUGUUCAUUUUCUUGCUUC
This is a messenger RNA of Tremella mesenterica DSM 1558, 6401 nucleotides long. RefSeq lists its product as uncharacterized. The coding region runs from base 1 to 6303 and encodes 2100 amino acids. NCBI's taxonomy places the organism in Eukaryota, Fungi, Basidiomycota, Tremellomycetes, Tremellales, Tremellaceae. The transcript has 7 exons. Gene Ontology annotation, molecular function: FMN binding; iron-sulfur cluster binding; glutamate synthase (NADH) activity. The record is from RefSeq and is a predicted model, not a curated record.